GCAGUACUUAUCUAGCAAACAGUUGGCAGUAUAACUUGUAUUUCGAUCCACGGCUUGGUAAGUUCAUAAAAUUCACAUAUACGGUCAGAACUCUCCAUAACAACGUUUCGUUAUAACGCUCAAGCUUUUUUAAACUGAUUUUCCAUUUUAUGUUAUAUUUUAUGUUCUCUGUACGACAUUUUGCUAUAGCAACCAAAAAAAUAUCCAGACAAACGAUGCAGUUAUAGAGGUUUGACUGUAUAACUCUUUUGAUAUUCUCUUUGUUUGACACAUCUCAUCUAUUUUGAUCAAUUCUGUCACAGACAUGAUCGAGGAAGAUGCUUUAAAUAAGAAAUCAUGUCUGCAAGUGUUAAAGAUAAUGAUAAAGAAAGCUGAUUCAGAAAUUGCUGAACUUGAAGAUGAUAUACUGAUGCUCCAGAGACAACUUGCCUGUGAAGAUGAUAUGCGUUUUGCUGAAUUGAAUAAAAAGAUUGCUAACCUGGAUAGUAUGCUAAGGACCUUAAAGAAUGAGAAUGAGCAGCCUGCAGAACCUGGUGUUGAAAGUUCAAACCUCCCUGAAGAAGAUCUUAACAAAACGGAAGCAACAGACGAUCACAACUCAAAGGAUAUCAAAACUGUAGAAUUCAAAGAUGGUUGUACUGCCCAGGUCUUGGCAUCUCUGGUUCAAGUGAGAAAUCAACAAGAAACACAUGCAGGAACAACACUGGAGGAUAGACAUUCUUCAGAACAAGAGGGCAAAGAAUAUAGCAGCAAAACAACACAGAGAGUAGACAUGGACAGCAUAAAUUCUCCAUAUGGAAUGAAGGGACAAGAGGUUGUGCAUACUGAGACUGAAUGUACUAUAGAGGACACAAGACCACAUCUGUUAAAUUCUGAAUGGAAUUACGGAAGCUACCCAAAGGAAUUGUUAAUCAACCCAUUCGUACACUCUAUGCGAUCUCUUGAAGCAAUAGACAAUCACAACCCAAAGGAUAUCAAAACUGUAGAAUUCAAGGAUGGUUGCACUGCCCAGGCCAAUAAUGCAGUCUUGGCAUCUCUGGUUCAAGUGAGGAAUCAUGAAGAAACACCUGCAGGAGCAACUCUGGAGGAUAGACAUGUUUCAGAACAAGAAACCAAAGAAUAUAGCAGCAAACCAACACAGAAAGGAGACAUGGACGGCAUAAAAUCUCCAUAUGGAAUGAAGGGACAAGAAGUGGUGCAUACUGAGACUGAUUGUACUAUAGAGGACACAAGACCACAUCUGUUAAAUUCUGAAUGGAAUUAUGGAAGCUAUCUACGAAAGAAGUUAAAGAGUGGAGGCUACCACUACCAGGACAAGACCAUCAUGGAAACUCAACGAGUGGCUGGAGCCGAAGGAGCUGGCGGUUUUGCAGACAUUAGUACAACUUCUCAGUUCCACUUGAGAAAGAGGAGUGGUGCACCAGUCAUCCAAGAGAAUAAAGAUCAGAGAAAUGUUCGGAAUACAUUGGUAAAGUCAUAUGGCAGAGCAAGUCAAGAGCUGCUGGUCAUGCACAGAUACUCCUAUGAUUACUCUGAUGUUCAUAAUGUUAAAGUUGCUUUUCCCAUGUCAUCUAGUACCCCAUCACCUCGUAUACCAGAUAUCAAUAAAAUGUCACUGGUUCAACUCAGGGCCUUGGCAAAUCGACACAAUAUAUAUGGGGUAUCCGUUAUGCGGAAGGCGGAUCUGCAACAACUGCUUCGCUCUAAGCUGCCAUAUUGGUCAUGACAGCAAUCGCUCUAUUCUUUUUGUUUUUAGUCUUAUUAUAUAAGAUAUACAUAGGAUGGUUUCCUAAUUCUUUUGUAAAGGAGAACAGGAAGGAAUUGGGGUCUAAACGUUAAAGAGUAAACUAGCAAAUGGUGUUCAUACAAUCAACUGUACCAUAUUAAUAGUUCAAGAUUGUAGUCCAUUCACUAGUAGAAUCUUGUGACUUUAUAUGGAUGUUGUAGUAUUUGUCCAUAUAUUUCAAAUUAAGUUAUUGGU
This is a messenger RNA of Lycium barbarum (goji berry), 1981 nucleotides long. RefSeq lists its product as uncharacterized. The record is from RefSeq and is a predicted model, not a curated record. Bases 305 to 1726 code for a protein of 473 amino acids. The transcript is spliced from 4 exons. Lineage: Eukaryota; Viridiplantae; Streptophyta; Magnoliopsida; Solanales; Solanaceae.